AUGGAGAAGGACAGCAAGCCUGUAGGAGAGCAUAUCGAACACCAAGACGACAAGGGGAGUGAUCCUCACCAUUACACCUCCACUGGCGCCGAGGUCUGCGAGAGUGCCUACGCCGGCUACUCACGAGCGCAAGUCCUACGUGUCUUCUGGAAGUCUACCCUCUUUUGCGCCUUGGCCGUGUGGGCUGGUCUGUCAGACGGAUACGAAUAUGUUGUCACUGUAUCUAUUGUGUCGAAUCAAGGGUUCAUCAAUCAGUUUGGUACAGUCGAUGCUAGUGGCACCGCUGCCAUUCCCGCCGUGUACAUGUCCCUGUGGGGCGGUCUACUGGCCUCCACGCAACUCAUCGGCCAGUUAGUUGCCGGGUGGCUCAGUGACGCUACUGGGCGCAAGGGGACCAUGUACACUUUCACCGUCUUUUGUAUCGUGGGAGUGUCUCUGGAAUGCGCUGCGACAGAGUGGAAACUCUGGCUUGCAGCCAAGACCCUCAUGGGGGUAGCCCUUGGGAUGGUUCAAGUUUCUAUCACCACAUACGUGUCCGAAGUGGCCCCAGCCCAAAUCCGUGGAGCCCUGCUCAGUGGAUACAGCCUGGCAUUCGCCCUCGGCCAGUUCGCAUCUGCCAUUGCUCUGCAGAUAAUCCAAACGUCCGCCCAACCACUAAAGUGGCGCCGAGCAGUCUACUCACAAUGGGUGUUCAUUGGCAUCUGGAUGAUCAUAAUGGUCAUUCUUCCCGAAAGCCCAUGGUACUGGGCUGGAAAGCAGAAUGUCGCCCAAGCCAAAGCUUCUUUGCGCAGGUUGUAUGGAAACAUCCCUGGUUAUGAUGUGGACCGGGAGUACGCUGUCAUGGAGAAGGAGAUCGCCCACUCGAAGGCAAUCCACGCUGAAGGUAAACUGCCACGGUUUGCCGAGAUCUUCAAGGGGGUGAACCUCCGUCGAACGCUGGCCUCCAUGAUGCCAAUCAUGCUGCAGCAACUGUGUGGAGUACCCAUCUUCUUCUCAUACCUCACUUACUUGUUCCAAAUGGCUGGAAUCAAGGAUCCGUUCCAAUCGACGGUCAUCAUGUAUGUGAUCCUCUUGGUCGGCAUUACCAUCUCCUUCUGGACAACAGAACUCGUUGGCCGCCGACCUGUCCUGCUCUGGGGAUGUGUCCUCAUGGUCCUGGCCAACAUUGGACUGGGAAUCACUGGCUCAGUUAAAACGACGGACGGCGCCUUACGGGGCUCACUGGCAAUGAGCUGCAUUUGGGUCUUUGUCUACUCUAUGUCAGCAGCUCCCUUGGGCUGGAUCUCAGCAGCCGAAACGGCCACACCAUACCUCAAGUCCUUGACCACUGGAUUUGCGAUUGGUUGCUACUCGGCCCUUAACCUCAUCUUCCAGUUCUGUGUGCCAUUGAUGUUAGCCAAGGAUGGUGCCGACUGGGGAGUGAAAGCUGCGUACUUGUUUGCAGGCCUAGCUAUACUCGGCGGGAUCGGAAUCUACUUUCUCACACCGGAGACGGCUGGCAGGACAUACUCAGAGCUCGAUGAGCUCUUCGAAUCAGGUAUCUCGCCGCGCAAGUUCGCUCAGACCAAGACUUCAGCCCAGAUGACAGGUACGAAGGAUUCGGAGCGCGUCAGCAGCGUUGUAUAA
Molecule: messenger RNA, 1626 nt
Organism: Apiotrichum porosum
Lineage: Eukaryota; Fungi; Basidiomycota; Tremellomycetes; Trichosporonales; Trichosporonaceae
Exons: 9
Coding region: 1-1626 (541 amino acids)
Biological process (GO): transmembrane transport; carbohydrate transport
Cellular component (GO): membrane
Molecular function (GO): carbohydrate:proton symporter activity
Source: RefSeq, a predicted model, not a curated record